Penicillium macrosclerotiorum is the source of this 897-nucleotide messenger RNA. Its product is annotated as DnaJ domain protein. NCBI's taxonomy places the organism in Eukaryota, Fungi, Ascomycota, Eurotiomycetes, Eurotiales, Aspergillaceae. Bases 1 to 897 code for a protein of 298 amino acids. Gene Ontology annotation, molecular function: heat shock protein binding. Gene Ontology annotation, cellular component: nucleus; cytoplasm. The transcript is spliced from 2 exons. The record is from RefSeq and is a predicted model, not a curated record.
AUGGCAAAAGGUGCAAAGUCCGAAGAGCAACCGCCCGCGGCCGAAGAAGAUCUUUACAAGAUCUUGGGCGUCGAACCGAAUGCAACCCCCGAGGCGAUCAAAACUGCAUACAAGAAGAAUGCACUGAAGCACCACCCUGACAAGGUGGCCGAGGAUGCCCGUGACGAAGCCCACGCCAAGUUCCAACAAAUCGCGCUUGCAUAUGGUGUCCUUUCAGAACCUCGUCGUCGCGAGAUUUACGAUCGCACGGGCCGGACCGACGAUGCGUUUGGCGAAGAUGGCGACUUUGACUGGAUGGAGUUCUACCGCGAGCAGCUGUCCGCCAUGCUGGACACCCGCGCAAUUUCCGACUUCCAGAAGAAAUAUCAAGGCUCAGAUGAGGAGAAAAAAGAUUUGCUAGAGGCAUAUGACACCCAUGAGGGAGAUAUGGAUGGCAUCUAUGAGUCUGUGAUGCUUUCCAAUGUCCUGGACGACGACGAGCGCUUCCGGGCCGUUAUUGACCAGGCCAUUGCUGACGGCGAGGCGGAGAGCUACAAGGCGUAUACCGAGGAGUCUGAAGCUAAGCGCCGGGCGCGAGUGAAGAAGGCCCAAAAGGAGGCCAAGGAGGCGGAGAAGUUGGCGAAGAAGGUGGAGAAUGACAAGAAGAAGAAGGCGGCAGCUGCGUCAAAGGCAACCAAGGGUUCUGCUGGGAAUGAGGAUGAUCUGCUCGCGUUGAUCAGCAAGAGGCAGCAGCAGCGUGGACAGGGCUUCCUGGCGCAUUUGGAAGAGAAGUAUGGACAGCCCAAUGGCAAGAAGCGCGCUGUCGAGGAGCCACCGGAGGAGGCAUUUGCGGCAGUCGGGGCGCGUAAGAAGUCAAAGGAAUCCAAGCCGAAGUCCAAGAAGUCUUCUAAGUCAUGA